This is a messenger RNA of Bacillus rossius redtenbacheri, 2699 nucleotides long. Its product is annotated as SAP domain-containing ribonucleoprotein. The coding region runs from base 331 to 1200 and encodes 289 amino acids. The transcript is spliced from 7 exons. The record is from RefSeq and is a predicted model, not a curated record. Gene Ontology annotation, cellular component: nucleus. NCBI's taxonomy places the organism in Eukaryota, Metazoa, Arthropoda, Insecta, Phasmatodea, Bacillidae. Gene Ontology annotation, biological process: poly(A)+ mRNA export from nucleus.
GAGUAUAAAGUAUAUGACUGAAGAAAGAAUAACCAUAAUACAAUUUUGAAUAUUUACCGCGUUAAGUUAUACAUAAUAGUUGAAUAUUUGGCCACAGUUAACGCGCAAGCGCUGUUUACUUAAAUACAAUUCCUUGAAGAAAAAAGAAAUUUCCAAUUUAACUAUCAUUAAGUGUUCUAUGAUUAUUUGGAUCAUGCGCUUGCAUAUGGCCGCGUAAAUUUUCUCUGAAGAGGGUAUACAUUUAAUUUUGAAUUAUUGAAUUACACUUUCUUGAACUAAGUGUUAUUUGAAAUUUUUACGAAUUAACGCUUUAUUGAGUCUGAUUUAGCUAUGGCAGAUGCUAGUAGUGAAGGUGAAGGUCAAGAUUAUUCGACGAUGAAGGUGGCGGAUCUGAAGCGAGAGUUGAAAGCAAGAGGGUUGAGCACGGCCGGGAAUAAAACGGACCUUCUGGAGAGACUGCAGCUAGCACAGCAGGGAAUUGAGGCUGAUGUGAGCCUAGCGGAGACUGAGUCAAACGCAGUAGAUUCUGAAGAAAUGCUGGAUGAAGAUGAUGUUCUCGCAGAUGAAGAUGUAUUAGAAGAUGAAAUCGCAGACAUAGACAAGUCCGAAGAGAGUGUGGAAGCCACGUCUACAGUGAAGAGGAAAAGUGAAGAGGAUCCUGAAACUGUUCCUGAGCGCAAGAAGAUAGUGCUGAACCGCACUCGGCCUCUGUCGACCGUAGAGGAGCCGGAGGCAGACCGCGAGGUCGAUAACAGCUCGCUGGACGUGCUGAGGAGCGACAGCGUGGUUGACCAGCAAGACGAGAACAAGAACAAAAAUAUUAUUAAGAUUUCUUCUCUGACAGCCAAAGACCGUCUGGAAAUGAGAGCGCGCAAGUUUGGGGUCACUGCACUCUCUACCGAUGCCAAGAAAGCUGCAAGAGCAGCAAGAUUUGGAUUGGAGUCAUCAAAUACCAUCCCUGUUAGCUCUGAUGUACUGAAAAAAAGGGCAGAGAGGUUUGGUUUGGCAACAUCCACAACUGUGACUGAAAAAAAGGUUGAUGAAGACAAGCUUAAGAAAAGGGAAGAGAGAUUUAGUGAAGCGAAGCCAUCCAACAAGACUAAGAUUACUUUCUCCUCCAGUCCAGUUUCGUCAGCUUCGAGUUUGUCACUCGAAGAGCGCAAGAAGUUACGGGCAGAAAGGUUCAAAGUUGGCCAGUGAGGCAUUUUGCACGCGUUUCAGCACAAUUUCUACAUGCAAAUUAUGUUCGCUGAUUGAUGAGUGUUACUUGACUAGCAUAUUUUACUGUUCGCCAAUGAACAAUCACCCAGUUAUUCUGAAUGUUGCUGUACUCGUUUAUGACGUGCAGUAGUUUGAAUGUUAAUUAGAUUUAUCUGUGUGUCACAAUUAGGGCUGUGUGGUUCUGGGUUUUAAUGGGCCGGUUUGGUUCUGGUUCAGUUUUACACCAUGAACCUCGAUUUUGGUUCUUAUACAAGACAGAAAAAAAUGUUUAGUUCCAAAUUGCUAACUUAAAAAUAUGGGCAGUGUUUUCCGUUUUUCCUUAUUCAUUAAAAUAAUAAUGGUAGUUAAAAAAAUUAAAUAACUCAGUCAAGUGGAGGGCACUAGCUGACUUCAAGAUCUUGAUGGUGAAGAUACCUUCUCAUUUUCUGGUUCAAAGUUGUCGACGCUCAUUUAUAUGUAUUUUUCCUUAAUAGUCUACAGCUGGAAUAUUUUUGCUUUAUAAAGCGAUUACAAUAUAUUUCAUGUGUGCUUUAUUUAAAUAGUUGGCCUUUAAUGUGCAUGCAACCAGAAAUCUUUACUUUCCAAAAUACAAACAGUAAUGCCAAUUUAAUACAUGUAUAAAUGAAUCCUAUACUUUGCUAUGGAUAAAACAUUCUGUAUGGCAUACAUAUUUCGUGAGUUAUUACAUGCAUAUAUGUCGGUGACAUUGAAAAAGUAUGUUUGUUUAGGUUUUCAGCAGGAAAAACAUUUAGUGUUGUUGCAGAUAGUGAAGUAAUAGAAAUUUAUAAAAAUAACCAAAACCAAGGAUUUAAAAAACUAAUAUAUGUUGGCUAGUAUGAAGGAACCAAAGCCGGAACAGAAAAUUCGGGGAAUGUCACAGGCCUAGCAACAGUGCUUUGCGUGAAAAGCUGUUGUAUAGUACAAAUGUAUGUAGUGUGUGGCCAGGUGCAUCACACUGUGAGAUGAAAUUUGUAGUGUGUGGUUUUCUUUGGUGAGGCCACAUGCCUAUGAGUAGAGAUAAUAGAUAUAGCUGUUUACCAGACUAGGGUAACCUCGUAUCAUACAAAAAUUGUAUGUUGCCGUUGCAAAAGGCUGAGCAGCUUAUCUUCAUGAAUUGUGUUUUAACCUGUCCGUUUAUAUCUGUUGUGCUUUCAUCGCAAGCAUUUUAUAUGAAAUUAAAUCUUUAACUCGACUUUCAGUACAAAAAUGUGAUGGUUGCAAAAUUUUAUUGACGCAAUUUUGAUUACCUGUUGUUUCUCUGAUAUCAUAUCAAUUGUUGUAUUAGUUUUGUUGGUGUAACAACUUUUGUAUGAAUUUGAAAUAAUGCCAGUUUAUGACGGAGAUACAUAAUACCUAGGUUGAAAACUUUUAUGUACUGUACUUGUAAUUUUUUACAUGGAGGAUCUUACAACUUUGUGAGUUUUGUGCUUAUGUUAGUGCACAUUCCAUUGUAAAUUUAUAUAAAAUUUAACACUGAA